Messenger RNA from Corylus avellana, 693 nucleotides. The record is from RefSeq and is a predicted model, not a curated record. Lineage: Eukaryota; Viridiplantae; Streptophyta; Magnoliopsida; Fagales; Betulaceae.
AUGAGAUUUCAAAUGCUGGUAGGAUUUCGAUUUCACCCGACUGUUGAAGAGAUUUUUAUGUUUCUUCGAAUGAAGGUGAAUGGAGAGACGUUGCCUCACGACGAGGUGGGUGAGUUUGAUAUCUAUGGGAACCGGGAGCCAUGGAUUAUAUUCGAUCCCACGGUGAAAAAACAAUUCUUCGUCUUUACGAAGUUGAAGAAGAAGAGCAAGUCAAGGAGGGAUAGAGUUGUUGGGUGUGGCACUUGGAAGAUCGAACACACUCAAGAAAUUCGUGAUCUUAAAAACAACAAACUCAUUGGAAUCAAGAAAUCUUGUCUUCAAAUAUACAAAGAACAAGGCCAAAGAAACAAAGACUUGGAUAAAAUGAAAUAUCCAAUCAGAAACUUUCAACACCAUGCCCAACCAUCCAAUAAUCAACAAGUUGCAGUCGUGGAGCCCAACGAAAUACACCAAAACAAUGGUGAGAUCAAGAGAAAUCUGAGCCCUGGAGAAGAAAAUAUUGUUGCCCAGCAGACGUACCCUAUUGCUGCUGUGCCUGUGUCAUCAUCUUCAGUAGAAUUUUACGCAACAACAUCUCCACCAUUACUUACGGUGUUUGAAGAUGAUGAGUUUCGUGCAAUUUAUGAUGAGAUUAGUGCAAUUUGUGAUGAUCAACAACCCCCCACGUAUACGUGCGAUGGUGCUAGCAGCUAG